AAAGUAAAAAAAAAAAAAAAGGAAAUUUUACAAAAUUGCAAAAUACGAAAUCUUCAAACUCGAAGUUCCGAUUCCGAGAAUACUGUUUUUACCUUUUGACUGCUGGAUUAUUACAUUUUUACCGUCACCUAAAAAAAAAAAAUAUAUGUAUUGAGAUGAUACAUUUCUAAUACAUACAUACUUGAAAAUACUUUUAAAUCAAUAACUAUGGCUAACGACAGAGAAGUUUUACGUGAAAUAUGGGAUGGCAAAUUACCAAUAUGUUUUCAACUAGCUCAGGAGGAAAUAAUGGAAAUUCAGCAACCUGACCCCUUUUACGUAAUGGUGCCCCGAUUGAGUUAUUUUCCUCUGGUGACUGAUAAGAUGAAACGACAUUUUUUGAGAUAUAUUUCUCAAGAGAAUGCAGACAAUGAAAUGUGGCUUGACUAUAAUGGACAACCUCUAAAAUGGCACUACCCAAUUGGCUUCUUGUAUGAUUUAUUCUGUGGAAAUGAUCCUCAACUGCCUUGGACAUUAACAGUACAUUUUACAAAAUUCCCGGAAACAAUUUUAUUACGUUGCCCCAAUAAAGAUGUUGUUGAAGCACACUAUAUGUCAACAGUAAAGGAAGCUGAUGUACUUAAGCACAGAGGACAAGUAAUGUCUACAAUGCAGAAAAAAGACCAUAAUCAACUAUGGCUAGGAUUGCAAAAUGAUAAAUUUGAUCAAUUUUGGGCCAUAAACAGAAGAUUAAUGGAAUCUCAUGGAGAUAAUGAAGGUUUUAAGCACAUACCAAUGAGAAUAUAUUCAGAUGAUGGCAUUACUUGCCAGAGGUUGAUUUGCCCUAAAAACAAUGAUGGGAGUAGAAAAACUGUGCAUCAACUUUUAUCAGAGUUAUAUCCAGAUAAAGCUGAGGUUAAUCUAAGGACACAUGGAGUAUUAAUACCAUUGGACACUCCUCUUCAGUGGCUUUCAGAACAUAUGAGCUAUCCUGACAAUUUCUUACACAUUUGUCUGUGCUAACUGGCCAACUUUAUUAUUUUUAAGCUUGGACUGCACAGUGCCUGCUAAUAGGUACUGUAUAAGUAGCGGCACGAAAGUCUAGCGGUGACCGUUAUGGCGCAUAACGAAAAUCAUGGGGGAGUAAGAGGGUGGUAGUGCGUAUUGUUCGCUUAUUGGCCCUCCAGUCGUAUUCAGUCUCCCGUACCGAUACGACACCCAGCGCACUUCCAGUGUGCAGUCGCGUUCUGAAUUGUAUUGUUAUUACUGUUAAUUUUUUUUGUUGUUUUCAUGAAUGUUUUUAUUUUUCUAUACCCCAUAAACUUGUUAAAAAUUAUAGCCUAGAUAACAAGAAAUAUUUGGAACUUGAAACUUUUAACUAUAAUAAUUACAAACAAUACUCACACUCUGCAUUUACACUACACACAAACACACACAUUACAAUUAAAUAAUAUCAUUUUCAUUGGAUAAUAAUCAUAACUUUAUUAAUUAAUGGCUAAAUUUAUAAUAAUAUAAGUAAUGAUUGUAUUGCCUGCGCGACAGUACCCAUGCGCAGCUUUCCCUUCCACGUUUCGUUCAGCGCUAGACUUGCCGCGACUUGUACUUCAGUUAUUGCGAUUCAAGUAAAAUAAUUUCCAAAAAUAUAUUUUUCAUAACAAAUUUCGUUUUACGCCAAAUACUAAUUUAUGUUGAUUAUAAAAUCAUAUUCUCAUUAUAAUUUAAGUGUAACCAAAAUAAAAGCUUUACAUUCCUG
Pararge aegeria (speckled wood butterfly) is the source of this 1732-nucleotide messenger RNA. RefSeq names its product autophagy protein 5 (gene Atg5). NCBI's taxonomy places the organism in Eukaryota, Metazoa, Arthropoda, Insecta, Lepidoptera, Nymphalidae. Bases 208 to 1002 code for a protein of 264 amino acids. The record is from RefSeq and is a predicted model, not a curated record. Gene Ontology annotation, cellular component: Atg12-Atg5-Atg16 complex; phagophore assembly site membrane; cytoplasm. The transcript is spliced from 5 exons. Gene Ontology annotation, biological process: cellular response to nitrogen starvation; autophagosome assembly; autophagy of mitochondrion.